AUUGGCUGAGACGCCGAAGCCAAUGAGAAGGCGCGAUGUUGACGGGGUCGUAAGAUGGCUGCCGGGACGCCGCUUUCUGACGGCUCCAGUUAACGGGAAUGUCAGCAGGCCAGACAUCCUACGCUGGAAUCCGUGGCGCUUAGUUCUGUGUCCGGGAGGGGAUUCUCCCCGUUUGGGGAUUGGAGUGUGGCGCUGCCGCCAGAGAGUCUGCGGAGUUCCGGGUGGCGCAGCCAAGCAGGAAAAGGUGUACCUUUAUAGAGCCACCCUUUUGCAAUCUUGAACGUUAAGAAAAGAUGUGGAGUGGGCUGCUACCUUCUGGCCUAAAUGAAAGUGAUGUUGAGUCGAAUUCUGAAGAUGAAGCCACAUUAGAGGACUCAGGACUUAACUUACAGGAAGAUACAGAAGAUGGAACCAUUCGAAAAACAGAAAUCUCAGAUUUCCCAACAGAUGGAUCUAAAACUGAAACAAAGGCAAAUGUAAAUGCAUAUGAAGAGUGCCCUUCUGGAAUUUCCUUAAAUAUGUGGAAUAAAUUUCAAGAAUUGCACAAAAAACAUUCUGAACAGAAAAGCUCAACCUCAAGAUUCAGAAGGAAAAAAAGAAAACGCUCCAGAAAAGAUAAAUUGAAGAAUGAAGAAGAAUCUCAUAGUGAACAGUCCUCAAAUGAAACCCAGUGGAAGGAACUUACUCAGUAUUUUGGAGUCAAUGAUAGAUUUGAACCUGCUGUUAAAAAGAAAAAAGUUGAGAAGUCAGGCCUUGAAAAGAGGAUAGACCAGGCUGUGGAAGAGUGGAAUAUUGAGAAGGCUGAGGAACUCAGCAACCAGCUAGCUACUCGAGAGCUUGGUGUAAAAAUUGCCAAAGCAAUUGCCUGCCACAACUUCGUAAAAGCCAAAAAGGAGGCUGAAAAUUCACAGGCUGCUCGAAAAAAGAAGAAACUUGCAUGGGGGUUUGAAGCAAAGAAGAGAUGGGAAACCAAAAGCAACAUGGGAUAUAUGUAACUUGUGAGAGUUCUUCAAGACAUUUGUAGACUCAAGUGCUCAAUUUACUGAAAAGAUUUUCCUGCUUAUGCUAAAUGUCAGGAAAUUGAUAGAAAUAGAAAAAAAUCAGCAUAAAAUUUGGGAGUUGAUUAUCGACUCUUUUCAAUCUUUCUCUAAGGAAUUCAUCCUAUUGAAGUGAAUAAAAUGAAGCAUUCUGUUAUUUGUAUGAAGAAAUCUAAGAAAAAAUAUGGAAAAAAAGGAUAGGAUUUUAUUCAUUUGUAUAGACCUACAGUAUAAAAUCAAUUUUGCUUUUUAUCCAUUUGGUAUAGCAUAGCCAGUGAGCUCCUUGUACUUUCUUAUCUGUACUUGGUAUAACUGCACUUUUACUGGAAUUGUGUUUUUAAGAUUGGCAUGUGUUUAUAAUGGAUUAGUCAUAAGUGCAGAAACAUCUCAAUUGAUACUGUCUAUACAAAUGAUUUUAAUUACUUUAAUGUUAUAAAAGUAAUUUAUUGAUUUUCUAUUGGAGGCAACAGAGUUGACAUUUCAAAAUUACAUAGUAAAAGCAAUUGGUUAAUUUUUAUGUUGAUAAAAUAUUACAAUAAAAAGGGACAGAAUAUAGUAUUUGGAGGAUGAUGUAAAUUGAGCUUUGCCUAGAAAUAUCUUCCUAAAUUUCUUUCUUGGCUAUAUCAUUCUUUAAAUUAUGAGGUAGUUCUUAGAAGAGAAAAAUGGUAUAAUUGUAUUAAACAGACACUUAUAACUCAAGAUAAUAUAACUUUGAACCUUGUAAGACCUCGUUUGUUUUUACUCCUCUUUCCCACUACUUAAAAGAUGGAAUGAAUUAAUGAGGAGAAAGGGAGGAUUGGUACUGUAGGAAGUAGUUUUCCUUAGAUGUGUGUGCUUCAUGGUCUUCUUGAGAAGGAGCUUGGAGGAGUGACAUGACAAGCUGGUAGAGAAGACCACAGCUGGAUGUUUUAGCACCUCCCCACUCAGUGCUCAGCAGAGGUAGAGAACUACUUACUGUGGUUUUCAUCAUCUCCUUUCCUCAUCCUUUGUUAGAGGUUUUCUAGCUGUCUGAUAUAAACUUUCUCUGGGUUGAUAAUAUAAAUUCAGGAACAUAUAAAAUGAGACAUGAUCAUAAUUAUAUUACUGUUAUUUUUAGAUUUAAAACAGUAACAAAAUUUUAUCAAUUAAAUGGUGACACAUUUUAUGUUCUGUGUUCUGGAAUAAGUGAAUACCUAGUUGCUAUUUAAGAGGCUAAAAAUCAUAGCUUGUUUUCAUUUAAUUGAGAAAGCCUAGAGAAAGCACACUUUUAGUAGAUUGUGUGUCAUACUAAUUCAUUAUGAAAAGGCAUCCAGACCUCUAAGAUAAGCUUGGAAAAUCUUAUAUUUUAUGAUUUAGAAUUCCCAGUUCCAUUUUAUAGAUACAAUCAUGUACAGUUUACCUACAAUAUCCACUUCAAACUGCUAGUAGGUAAAUACAAACUUACAGGAACCUUUCCUCUAAAAAUCCUUUGUAGGGAAAUAUCUAUUACACUGUCCAGUGGUUUUGUCUGAAAUAUUAAAAAUGUUAUUUUUGAGCAGGUGAGUGGUAUGGAUAUUCUCACACAUGGGGCCCCGACACAGGCAUUUCCCUUUGGCCUCUGCCUCAUUUUUCUUUUCCCGUAUCCACUCCGUAGAGCACUGAGUGACACACCUGCAGGCAUGUUUCACUACUCGAGCAGAGGCUUUACCAGAGUGGCCUCCUGUAGGGUCUGUUCUGGGAGCCUGUCUAGCCAUGGAAGCCCUUCUGUAGCCCACUCUAGUGCCAGGAUUGCUCCUUUAGCACCUUUCCCAGGGUUCUCAUGUCGAGGGGAGCAUUUCAGCUGAGUGGACAGCAUUGUGGUGGAAUCUGAUGCAGCAGCAGACCCAUUUGAUAAGGGAGGCUACAUCUCCUAAGUCUCCACUUUUUGGGGGGCGUGGGUUGUGGAAAGCUUUAAAACAUGGCACAGCAGAAGAGAAGGGGUGGGAGCAAAGGAUUUGGGGGAGAGGAAGGGACAGGUUGUCUUGGGUUGGCCCUGCUGGCAUAUCAUUUGAGACCAGUUUUAUUUGAUCAGCUUUAAUAUGAAUUAGACAUUUUACUCAUUAAAGCAAUAAAAUGGGAACAUUA
This is a messenger RNA of Lemur catta (Ring-tailed lemur), 3119 nucleotides long. RefSeq names its product family with sequence similarity 204 member A (gene FAM204A). NCBI's taxonomy places the organism in Eukaryota, Metazoa, Chordata, Mammalia, Primates, Lemuridae. The record is from RefSeq and is a predicted model, not a curated record. The coding region runs from base 294 to 995 and encodes 233 amino acids. The transcript has 9 exons.